This is a messenger RNA of Populus trichocarpa (black cottonwood), 864 nucleotides long. RefSeq lists its product as uncharacterized. NCBI's taxonomy places the organism in Eukaryota, Viridiplantae, Streptophyta, Magnoliopsida, Malpighiales, Salicaceae. Bases 117 to 554 code for a protein of 145 amino acids. The record is from RefSeq and is a predicted model, not a curated record. The transcript has 4 exons.
AGGAACAAGAAAAGGAUGAGAACGUAGACCCCGCACACAUCAGCAAUAAUAAAAGGUUAAAAAACAUUCACUCAUGCUAAGUGCUUUGGUUCAGGCGAUUGAAAGCAUUUGAGAAAAUGGGAUCUUUGAUGGCUGGUUGGGACUCACCUGUCCCUGAUCCUAGAUCAAUGCAGUACAGGAGAAAUCGGUCACUUACUAGAGGAGAGAUCGAUGCUUACUGGAGAUUAAAGAAGAGAAUAGAAGAGGAUCAUCUCAAAGCUAUUUCCGGUCUAUCCAGUAGCAGUCAGGAUGGCGUGGACGAGGAUCAUGGAAUAGAGUUUCAGAGAUCAAGCUCCUUACCUGCAGCCACUACCAAGGAGGGGUUCAUGGACAUGGAGACUGAUCGAGCAAGUUUGGAGCAACUUAUCAAGAAAAAUGGCUGGUGGGCAAGUAGCAACUGGGCAUUCCUAAAUGAGCCGCCAGUUCUGGAACGUUCUUCUAACAAUUACACACCGCAGUUUCACGUUGCUAGCCUUGCCACCUCAAAAUCCAAUACUGGAAUCAAUGCGCAGUGAUGGCCUUUCUUCCUCUAUAUAGGACUGCUGUGUGUCCGCCGUCUAGCUUGCAUAUUCAAGCCCCUUAAUAUCUAAGCUGCUACGAGAUUCCGGAUUUACUUCUUUUAGCUAGGGUACCAGUACUUUGGUAAGAUAGUGUUCAUAUGGAGUGGACUGUGAUGAGUGGAUUUCCUAGUGUGUGUCUGUAUACAUAUAUAUUCCCUUCCCAUCUGAUCUGUACAUGUUAAGAGUGUAAAAUAGCUGGACAUGCAAGAUAAUUGACUUGUAGUAUCUGGUGUUCUUCGUAUCUACUUUUGGAUACUGUUUUCAA